AUGACCACCGCCUACCCACCCACCGUCCACCACUCCAGCAUCCGCGUCUCCACCCCCGAGGCCCUCUCCCUCCUCUCCGCCUACCUCGAAGCCACAACCACCGACCCCUCCCUUCAUCCCAGCGCUCACCUGACAGAACACGGCCCUGUCGCGCCAUCAUCGGGCCACAACACAGGCCUCGUCCUACACAACCUCCGACGGGUAGAAGCUGGGCUGCGAGGGGAGAAUCUGGGGGAAGAUUUGACGUUCCAGAAGUACGGAGGGGAUGGGUUGCCGGAGUUGAUGCCUGAUGGCGUAGUUGAGGGUGCGGGCGAUUACGUUCAUCAGGGCUCCUCGUAUGGCGAACAGGGAGGGUUGGAGAUGGAGAGCGAGUGGCAGGACAAAGCGGAGUUUGAGAGGCAGCAGGAGGUCGUGCAAGGGGAUAUUGGGAAGAGGGAUAAUGCCGUUGAUGGCGGCUUCGAAGAGGAUGGAGCGGUCGUGCCUCGCGUAAAAGCUACGUGGGGUCCUGAGGAUAAAGAAGCAAGGAAGAAGGCGAAGAGGGAGAGGUUGAAAAAAAUCCGAUUGGAGAACGCUGCGCGAAUCCAAAGGGAGGGCCGAGCGGAGAAAAUUGAUUCUCGAACAGACUCACUGCUGAACGAUCGAAUACUCAGUCCAGGUCCUAAGGCUCGAUAA
Molecule: messenger RNA, 672 nt
Organism: Letharia lupina
Lineage: Eukaryota; Fungi; Ascomycota; Lecanoromycetes; Lecanorales; Parmeliaceae
Exons: 1
Coding region: 1-672 (223 amino acids)
Source: RefSeq, a predicted model, not a curated record